Molecule: messenger RNA, 2121 nt
Organism: Periconia digitata
Lineage: Eukaryota; Fungi; Ascomycota; Dothideomycetes; Pleosporales; Periconiaceae
Source: the annotation of a GenBank genome assembly
CCCAACAAACACGACUCACAUACACAUACAACUGCAGAAGAAAACAUGGCUGGUGGACCCGCUCCCACAGGGCCCUCCGCCUCACCAUUGGGCCAGGCUUGGGGCUAUGGAAUUGUACUUGGAAUCGGGUUUUUGUUUGCGCUUGGGAUGGUCUUCACAACAUGGGCUCUUAAACGGUACAAUAAUGAGCUCCAAACCUCUGAGAUGUUCUCCACCGCCGGGCGAACGGUGAAAUCGGGACUUGUGGCGAGCGCAGUGGUUUCGUCGUGGACGUGGGCGGCGACGUUGUUACAGUCGAGCAGUGUUGCUUUUCGAUAUGGUGUCUCGGGACCAUUGUGGUACGCAGCCGGCGCAACGGUGCAGAUUCUGUUAUUUGCAACGGUGGCGAUUGAGUUGAAAAGGCGGGCGCCGAAUGCUCAUACAUUCCUCGAAGCCGUCCGCGCACGCUAUGGAACCGCCACCCACUUUGUCUACAUAGCUUUCGGCCUCUUUACCAACAUCCUUGUCACCGCUAUGCUCCUUACAGGUGGGUCAGCUGUUGUAUCCUCGCUAACUGGAAUUCCUACUGCAGCAGCGUGCUUCCUGCUCCCGUUAGGCGUCGUUAUUUACACCAUGUUUGGCGGUAUUAAAGCGACUUUCCUUACUGACUAUAUUCACACGGUCAUCCUACUCGUUAUUAUACUGGUAUUCGCGUUUACGACGUUUGCGAGCGGCGAGCGACUGGGCUCGCCGCGGGCGGUGUACGAUGCGCUUACGGAUCUUGCUUCCCAUUCUCCGGUUGAAGGGAAUGAAGGAGGGAGCUAUUUGACUAUGAGGAGUAAGGAGGGUGCCAUCUUUUUCGUGAUUAAUAUUAUUGGUAAUUUCGGAACCGUGUUCAUGGAUAACGGGUAUUACAACAAGGCCAUUGCUGCGAGCCCGGUGCAUGCGCUUCCAGGGUAUAUCAUUGGAGGUCUCUCUUGGUUUGCCAUUCCGUGGUUGUGUGCGACCACUAUGGGUCUUGCCGCUCUUGCGCUCCAGAGGUCACCAUACUUCCCGACAUACCCACAUCUGAUGACUGAAGCAGAUAUCAGCGCUGGACUUACGCUUCCUUACGCAGCUACUGCGAUUCUUGGAUCGGGAGGCGCUGUCGCAACAUUGCUGAUUGUGUUUAUGGCGGUUACUUCUGCGUUCUCAGCUCAGCUUAUUGCUGUCUCGUCUAUCCUUACAUACGACAUCUACAACACUUACAUAAACCCUAAAGCCAGUGGAAAAACACUUGUAUGGACUUCACACGCUUGCGUUGCCGGUUUUGGACUUGUUAUGGCUGCUUUUUCGACUGGCUUGCAUUAUGCGGGAAUCAGCAUGGGGUACCUCUAUCUCUUGAUGGGGGUAAUAAUCUCUUCAGCUGUACUUCCAGCUACGUUAACGUUGAUGUGGAAAGGGCAGAAUUUCUGGGCGGCUACGUUUUCUCCGGUACUAGGACUGUGCUGCAGUAUUGUCGCGUGGCUUGUGACAACUUCCAAGCUUAACGAUGGCGUUAUUAAUGUAACGACUUCUGGCGCUAAUAAUCCCAUGCUAGCAGGCAAUGUCGUCGCGCUUCUAUCGCCCGCGAUUUUCAUCCCAAUCUUCACUCUGGUGUUUGGGGUGGAUACGUACGAUUGGGUAUCGAUGAAGAACAUUCGACUUGUGGAUGACUCGGACGUCGCCGCUGCUGCAAAUCUUGACCCUGAAGCGCUUAUCAGCCACCACAUGGAGCUGAGUCCAGAGGCUGAGGCUUUAGAGCAAGCGAAGCUACUCCGCGCCAGCAGGAUUGCGAAAAUCACUACGGCUUCGAUGACGCUUAUUUUACUUGUUCUCUGGCCUAUACCAUUGUAUGGUACAGGGUAUGUUUUUAGUCCAUCUUUUUUCGCAGGAUGGGUUAUCAUGGGCAUCAUAUGGCUUAUGUGCUCAACGGCUGCUGUUGGCGUCUACCCGUUGUGGGAGGGCCGAAUGAGUCUUGCGAGGAACUUUGGCGGCAUGUGGCGUGACAUUACAGGGAAGGGCGCAAAGAGGCAUGAUGACCACGUCGAGGAUUUUGCGGUUGUCGAGGGACAUACGCUCAAAAAAGAGGUGGCGAGCGAGACACCCUUGAAGAAUGAAUAG